This is a messenger RNA of Colletotrichum navitas, 1477 nucleotides long. RefSeq names its product Isy1-like splicing family protein. Bases 142 to 1053 code for a protein of 303 amino acids. Gene Ontology annotation, biological process: mRNA 3'-splice site recognition; generation of catalytic spliceosome for second transesterification step. The transcript has 2 exons. Gene Ontology annotation, cellular component: post-mRNA release spliceosomal complex; catalytic step 2 spliceosome; post-spliceosomal complex. Lineage: Eukaryota; Fungi; Ascomycota; Sordariomycetes; Glomerellales; Glomerellaceae. The record is from RefSeq and is a predicted model, not a curated record.
CACGUCACUCUGAAGGUGGCAGCGCAAAGGGUGCGUUGCGUUGCGUUGCGUUGCGUUGUGUUAGCUGUACAGAGCAGACAGAGCACGCAGGGUACGUACCUCGGUGGGUAGGUUCCCCGUUGGAGGCGUGUGGCUGAUUGGAUGUGUGGGGGGGAAAGGGAAAGGGAGGUCUGUGCCGGCGCGCGCGCGACAUUAACAGCCGAAAGCUUUCUGAAGAUUGCAAAGGCCCUCCCGCCGUGCGACUUUCCACCUCCGCGGCCGACGUCGACUCUACUCCCUGGAAGCCCGACCGCCCUCUCGGUCUCUAGAGCUCUCAAAAUGGCGCGAAAUUCGGAAAAGGCGCAGAGCAUGCUCUUUCGCUUCCGCGAAGCACAAGCAGCAGACCUGGGCAUCAUCGACAUCGGCCGGACAAGGCGACCGAGAGUCAUCACCGAAGUCGACUCGAUACCCUCUUGCGAAAAAUGGCGUGGCCAGGUGCUGAAGGAGAUCUCGCGCAAGGUCUCCAAAAUCCAAGACACGGCACUGAGCGACUAUCAGAUCCGCGACCUCAACGACGAGAUCAACAAGCUCAUGCGGGAGAAGUACAUGUGGGAGGUGCAAAUACGAAACCUCGGCGGUCCGAACUACAUGCGCGGGGGCGGCAAGAUUUACGACGAGCAAGGCCGAGAGAUACCGGGAGGCGGCAAGGGGUACCGCUACUUUGGACGAGCGAGAGACCUCCCCGGCGUCAAAGAGCUAUUCGAAGCGGCCAAGGCCAAGGCGACGGACGAGAAGCCCCUGGAAACGAGAGACGACUUGCGGAAACAGGUCGACGCCGCCUACUACGGCUACGCACCAGACGAGGAGGAUCAGGAACUGCUCGCGUACGAGCUAGCCAAGGAAGAGGAAGCGUUCGAGCACAUGGCCAAGACAGGCAAGCAGCAGCCGCCGCCCGACUGGGAGCCAUUGCCGGGCGACACGGGGGAUGGAAAGGGCUGGGAGUUGCCGACGCUGGAAGAGGUGCAGGAGGAGCUGAUCAACAGGCGGCGGCAGAAGCUGCUGGACCAAUUAUAGCAGCCAAGUCGUACGCUGGCUUUCCGCGUACGAUAAUCACUGCCUCAAUAUUUUCCGGAGGGAAAAUGCUCGCUUUUGGAACGCUGCACGGCUGCUGUAUCAUAUUUCAACGUUGGGAGUUCAGUCAUGGCCCUGUGAUGACGGCCGGCGUUCUAGGAUGGCUUACGGUUAAUCGAAUACCAAAAAUGAUAUUUGUCGCCAACUUGGAGCGGAAUCAUACCAUACGCAUCAAAUUGGUCUAAUUACUGCUUGUCCCGAACAUGGACGGUAGCGGAGCUGCUUCACACUGUUUGAUGAUAUUCGGGCCUCAGAUGGAUGAGUUGGGCCUGGUGGGCUCGGUGAGCGGGCCGAUAAGAUAAGGCGCCACGUGACCGUCGCGAACUUGAAUUCGAGCUUCGAAGCUCGACUUUUUGAUGACACGACC